Messenger RNA from Penicillium olsonii, 414 nucleotides. The record is from the annotation of a GenBank genome assembly. Lineage: Eukaryota; Fungi; Ascomycota; Eurotiomycetes; Eurotiales; Aspergillaceae.
AUGCUGAAGGCCGAGUCUACACCUCCAUUCUCGACAGGCGAUACAGCUUCGGCCUCCGUACCCUUGGAUUCCCCAUUGCGCGCCGUUCCCAUUCACCCCGAUCUCCCAGAGAUCAAGCUCCCCGAGGGGCCACUGCCGCCACACAGCUAUCACCCAGUGACAUGCGAGCCCAUCAAGGCUCAGGACCAUUCAGAUGAGUUACGGCGGCUUGAGCAAGAGUACACAACGAAGGAAGCUGCACUGCUCGCGCAGGAACGAACCGCCCAGGAGGUGAAAGACAUAAUUCAAACUGCCCAGCGCAAGCGCGAAGAAAUUCAAAAGGCUAUGGACAAGAAGGUUAAAGAGCGUGACACCGAGAUGAAGGUCGUUUCCAAGUUCCAAGAGGCUCAGGCCACAGAUAUGGACAUCUCGUGA